Messenger RNA from Rattus norvegicus (Norway rat), 1846 nucleotides. NCBI's taxonomy places the organism in Eukaryota, Metazoa, Chordata, Mammalia, Rodentia, Muridae. The record is from RefSeq and is a predicted model, not a curated record.
UGAUCUUUAUUUAUUUUGCAGUGUCAGAGAUCAAACUCAGAGCUUGGAAUGCGCUGGGCAAAGUGCCUAUGACUGAGCUAAAGCCCCAACUCUUCUCUCGAGACUGAAUCUCAAUGUGUAGAACAAACUGGCCUUCAACCUGUUAUCCCGCUUCUUGCCUCUUGAGGGGAUUAGCGUAUACCGCUACUAAGCCCACAAUUCGUUUACGAAUGUGUAAAACAUAUUACACUGAGCAGGAACUUGGAUGGAUUCUGCUUUUAAUUUCAGCUCUCAGAAUGCAGAGGAGUUUGAGACCACUCGAUCUACAUAAAAGAGUUCCAAUACAGCCAGGGUUACAUCCCGGGACCUUAUCUCAGAAAUAGAAAGAGCAUUUUCGGCCCAGAUCAUUAUUACAUCACAUCACCUCCCGCCGGGACACACGAGCCUCCCUUUUCCGCCGAACCCGGGCGGUUGGGGUUCUAAAGCGGUUCUCUCUGCCAUGAACCUUCCCGCGUUGCCCUCUCUAGGCCCCUCUAGCCCUUCCGGGGUCCCGCAACACCUUUCUUUCCUUUCAGUUGCAUCUCAGGUUCUUCCAUAGCGAAGGUAGCCAGUAGAGCCAAAAAAACGGAACCGGAAGUCGGAAGGCUGGACAGGGGUGCGCAGGCGCAGUGGAGGAGUUCUCCUGUAGGAAUAGUCCUGGCGUAUUAAGUUGCUGCUCUAUGUCCCAGCAGAAGAAGCUAGAGGACUGGGCGUCCGGUCACCAACUUGCUCCUCACGAGAUCUACUGGACUAGAAAAGUUUGUGAACAGAGCUUCCCGAGUUUUGGGAGAGCCAGGCUGGCAGCGUAAGGGAACGGAGGAGGCUGGAGGGAGCUUCCUCGAUGGAGCCCACUCAGGUUGCAGAGAACCUCAUCCCAAACCAGCAGUCCCUUGCUCCUGACCUAGAGGAUCCUGAGGACCGCAGAGAUGAAUCCCCAGAUAGCUCUGACACUGUCGUCCUCAGUCUGUUCCCCUGCACCCCAGACGCUGUGAAUCCUGAGGCAGAUGCCAGUGCAUCCUCACUACAGGUUCCUGCAGCAUCUGUCUGGACACCCUUGGCACAAGCCCAAACACCAGGGGAACAAGCCCUUCCUCUCCUCGCAGGAAGUUUCUUGAAGCACUCCACAACCCUCACAAACCGGCAACGUGGGAAUGAGGUCUCAGCUCUGCCAGCCACCCUGGACUCCCUGUCUAUCCACCAGCUUGCAGCCCAGGGGGAGCUGAGUCAACUGAAGGAUCACCUGCGAAAGGGUGACAACCUGGUCAACAAGCCGGAUGAACGUGGCUUCACCCCCCUCAUCUGGGCCUCAGCCUUUGGAGAAAUUGAGACAGUACGCUUCCUGCUAGACUGGGGUGCUGACCCCCACAUCCUGGCCAAGGAGCGGGAAAGCGCUCUGUCGCUUGCCAGUAUGGGUGGUUACACGGACAUCGUGAGGUUGCUGCUUGACCGUGAUGUGGACAUCAACAUCUAUGACUGGAAUGGGGGGACACCACUGCUCUACGCUGUGCGUGGGAACCAUGUGAAGUGUGUGGAGGCCUUACUCGCCCGAGGUGCUGACCUCACCACAGAGGCCGACUCUGGCUACACCCCAAUGGACCUCGCCGUGGCCCUAGGAUACCGCAAAGUGCAACAGGUGAUGGAGAGCCACAUCCUCAAACUGUUCCAGGGUACCCUGGGGCCUGCGGACCCGGAGUGAAGACAGCCUGUUGGGAACCCAGGCACUCAGGGACAAACCAGUCAGCCCACAACUGGCUUGGAAGGCAGCUCCUGGACAGUGGUGGGAAGAGCCCUCCCCAACAGGAACCAAUAAAUCUGUGCAGAACUUGAA